ACUGAACGCCACCGCUGCAAAUCGCCAUCGCCCUCUGUCUAAUGGACUCCUCAUUUCUGGGGGAUCCUCACCCAAUCUCACCUCAUCGCAGACCAGCGUCGCACGCCAUUGCUAGCUCCACCGCCACCGCUAGCGCCACCGCCGGAUCCUCACAGGGUCAUUUAAAAUGACAGAGCCUUCCAAAGUCAUUCAUGUACGCAAUGUGGGGCAUGAAAUUUCUGAGCCUCCAGCACCAUCGUCACAUCUUUACCCGGUUUUAAUGGCACUCUUCCUUUCUCACUUGAGACCGGAUAUGUGGGUGUGGGUGACAUGGAUGAUGUGCAGCUGUUUUACUAUUUUGUGGAGUCUCAGAGGAACCCUGCUCAAGAUCCUCUAAUGCUUUGGCUUACCGGCGGCCCUGGCUGUUCUUGCCUCACUGCUUUCUUCUACGAAAGUGGUCCAGUAUAUUUCGAAUUUGAGGGCUACAAAGGUGGCUUACCAACGUUGCGUUUAAACGAAUAUACAUGGACUCAGCGCGCCAAUAUACUAUAUGUAGAUGCACCUGUUGGGACUGGAUUCUCUUACUCAGAAUCCCAAGAAGGUUACUAUGUGGAUGACUAUAAAUCAGCAAAACAGAUUUAUGAAUUUUUAAGAAAGUGGUUGAAAAGUCAUCCUGAAUUUUUGGAAAAUAAUCUAUACAUUGGUGGUGAUUCUUAUUCAGGCAUAAUAGUACCAAUGGUCGUUCAAGAGAUCAUCGAUGGUAAUGAAUUGGGAAGGCAGCCGAAUAUGAACCUUAAAGGAUAUAUUCUUGGAAAUCCAGUGACAGAUUCAUAUGUGGAUGUCAAUUCAAGAAUUCCAUUUGCUCAUAGGCUAACACUUAUUUCUGAGGACCUGUAUUGGGCAGCAAAAGCAAGUUGCAAUGGUGAUUAUGUGAAUAUAGAUAAUGAAGAUUGUGAAUUAAAUAUGGAAGCCAUUGAUGAGUUGAUCCUAGACAUAAAGUUCGCACAUGUUUUGGAACCUUAUUGUGGGUACGCAUCCCCAAGACCACAUGAGGGAAAAUGGCGUCAAAGAUCUCUCAAAGAGCACCCUAAAGAUCCCCUCCGCUUACAACCUAUUGGUCCUGCAUAUUUUUGCCAGGAUUACCUUUAUGUUCUCUCCGAGAUAUGGGCAAAUAACGAGACUGUCCAAGAAGCUCUCAAUGUUCGAUCGGGGACAGUAGGAGUUUGGCAGAGAUGCAAUGGCAGCUUAGCUUAUACAAAAGAUGUAACAAGUACUAUCGCUUAUCAUCAAAAUCUAACUGCAGCUUCCCUCCGAGCUUUGAUAUACAGUGGUGAUCAUGAUAUGUCAGUUCCAUACAUCGGUACACAACAAUGGAUUAAUACUCUAAAUUUGACUCUGAGUAACGUUUGGCGAGCAUGGUUUGUCGAUGCUCAAGUUGCAGGAUAUGUGAGGAGGUUUACAAAAGACAAUUAUGCUUUGACGUAUGCAACUGUGAAGGGGGCAGGUAAUCUAGCUCCAGAAUACAAGCAAAAGGAAUGUUACACCAUGAUCGAUAGGUGGUUUGCUUAUUAUCCUCUGUAAUUGACAACUAGCUUCCUCUGCUUGCUAUCUAUGGAUGAGAGUAUGUGUGUAAAUAUCACUAGAAAUUUGGCUCCUCUUUAUUUCUAGUGUUAAAACUACUAUCUGAUAAUGCCGUGUAUUAUGGAGCUUGAGAUUCAAGCCAAAACAACAACAAUAAAUGUGUCUCAGUU
Camellia sinensis is the source of this 1730-nucleotide messenger RNA. Lineage: Eukaryota; Viridiplantae; Streptophyta; Magnoliopsida; Ericales; Theaceae. The record is from RefSeq and is a predicted model, not a curated record.